This is a messenger RNA of Danio aesculapii, 4957 nucleotides long. RefSeq names its product zinc finger protein 385C (gene znf385c). Gene Ontology annotation, molecular function: nucleic acid binding; zinc ion binding. The coding region runs from base 19 to 1722 and encodes 567 amino acids. The transcript has 10 exons. NCBI's taxonomy places the organism in Eukaryota, Metazoa, Chordata, Actinopteri, Cypriniformes, Danionidae. The record is from RefSeq and is a predicted model, not a curated record. Gene Ontology annotation, cellular component: nucleus.
GCAAGAAGUACGGUAGUAAUGUUGGGUUCGGAGGACCACGGGGAGACUUGUAAACGAAACGGUACCGGAAUGAAGCGUCCAUUCAGCCCUGUUGAGGACGGGUCACUGGCUGAGCAGAGCGGACAUGAGCUGGUGGAGUUUAGCAGACAGGAGGACACAGCACCUGUAAACCCUCGAGCCAAGCGGGAGCGCAAACACAGGUCCUACACACUCUGUGAAGUGUGCAACAUUCAGCUGAACUCGGCAGCACAAGCACAGAUACACUACAAUGGCAAAACACACCAGAAAAGACUCAAACACAUAAACAACAGCAGCGCAGGUACGGCUGCUCAGGGGAGCCCCCUGCUGGCCUCAUUACCAAUGCAGGGUCGUCCACUGCAGACACCACUGGACCUCAAACACUUCCUGCCCUUCCGGCUCAGCGGAUCCUCACCGCUCAGCCUCUUCCCAAACUUCAACAACAUGGACCCGGUGCAGAAGGCAGUGAUCAACCACACAUUUGGCGUUCCUCAGUCCCUGAAGAAAAAACAGGUCAUCUCAUGCAAUAUCUGCCACCUGCGCUUCAACUCCACGAAUCAGGCGGAGGCUCAUUAUAAAGGCCAUAAACAUGCUCGCAAGCUGAAGGCAUUGGAGGCUCAGAAGAACAAACAGCAGAGACGACAACAGGACAACUCGCACCACAAACGAGAGCGAGACCGCGAGCGAGAGAAGGACAGAGAGAGAGACAGAGAGAGCGAUAGAGAGAGAGUGAAGGCCAGCGCUCCAGAUCCACCACCGGCCCUGCUGGAUGACACCGCCGUCGAGGGAACUGCUGUGAGCGACCCGGAGUCUGUGCUGCGGGUGGACGACGCUCACUGCAGUUCAGUGGUGCUGACGCCCAUAUCAGAGGUGUCGUCUGCAGACCUGUGCGCCUCCUCUCCUCACUCCCAGCACCCCGACGCUCUCCUGGAGCCCAGCGGAGACACAAGCCCUCCUCCACAGGACAGCCCUUCAGCAGACACAUCGGCAGAGAAAGAGCCCAAAAAGUCCAAACAACACCUGCACUGCCCCAUCUGCAAAGUCACAGUCAACUCCAGCAAUCAGAUGGAGGCUCACAAUAGUGGCACCAAGCAUAAACUAAUGAUGGAUGGACAGACUGUGUUGCCACGGAGACGAGGGAAGGCGAUGUCGUCCCGCUCCUCGUGUAAAAGCAAGCGACUGGCCAGCAAGGGAAGUCUGGGCGUGGCCAGCAAGAGCUUCUACUGUGAAGUUUGCGAGAUCCACGUUAACUCUGAGACUCAACUCACCCAGCACAUGAACAGUCGAAGGCAUAAGGAUAGGCUGGCUGGGAAACCUCCAAAACCCAAGUUCAACCCUCAUGCCAAGAGUCAGCCUACCUCAACCGUGUCGCAGGGUGUCCGAUGGAACGGUUAUGCGAGCGGCGCCGUGUCUGCCAUGAAGAAAGUUAUCAGCCAAUGCAAUCUCUCCUCUCUGUCCUCACAGACUAAACUUGUUCUACAGAAGCAAUUGACAAAAAAUCUGACCGCCAGCUUCCUGCCCACCCCCCUAACUCCACCCACCCUCUGCACCGUUGCGGCCAAUCCUCUCGCACUGCGACACCCGCCGGGCACUACUUUCAUUCAGACGCCCAUCCUCGGCCCAGCCCUCGGCCCAGCCCUCUUUAGGCCAGCGCCAGGACCUCUGAGAGCCACACACACUCCCAUAAUAUUCUCCCCCUAUUGAUCACCCCCCGAAACAAAACAAACACGCUCUUUAAACAAAAGCGCACAUCAACGUGAUUUAGUCUUACGAUCUAUUCUCAGUACUGACGGUCUCUGUGCAAACUUUGUCCGUGCUCCCGCUCUCUCCAAGCUGUAAACACACACACACACAUAUAUAUAUAAAUAAACACACACUCACAUAGUGUUCCCUAUCCUCCUCAAAGACUGUGACUCUGAAAGGAGUCACUUUUGAACUAUGCAGCAAAGGGAGAGAGAGUGUGUGUAAAAGAGAGAUAAAGAGAGAGCAAGACCAUAUAUGGAUAUAUGGGAGGGGCCUCAUUGCUAACACCAGCCCACUAUGCAGAUGAAUGCUUGAUUGACAGGAUACGACCAAUAAGGGAGUAAAAGAAGGAUAAUUUAGCUUUGCUACACGAGAUAUUUAUCGUUAAACAGAUGUUAAUCAGGUUUUAAUUCUAUAAUUUAUUAGAGCAAAGACAAUUUUAGAGACCUAUAACUGCGCUAGCUGUUCGUUUAGUGAGGAAAUGCAAACAUCCCUUUACUUGAUGCUUAUUUUUAUGGAUUUUCAAUUGUACUCUGUCUGUUUUCAUGCCAUUCCACACAGAUUCACUGUCGUCUCUCUGUAUAUCCGCACACAUUUUUGCAGUAACCUCAUCCGACUGGCUUUUGUUACAAAUAUAAACCUCAUUGGUCUGUCAGUUUACAGAUGCUAAGGCUUUCUGUCAUGGGUAAUCACAUAGUAACGCUGAGUGCCAGCCUAAUCGACGAAGGUGACAAUUUGGUAGCAAGGCAACACACACACACACACACACACACACACACACACACACACACACACACACACUCGCUCCCAAUCAGUGUCGUAAUUUUCAGUGUUGAUGCACAGAUUAAAUGAUUUGAGAUGCGGACACACACACACACACACACUCAAAAUCUCAGAUGAGUUGAUUACGGUUCAGUCACAGUUUGACGUGGCCUUUUAUGUCCGCAUAUUUUGUUCUCAGUAUUCCCUCAUUACAGCCUCACAAAGGUCACUGUGCCUGUCAGAAAUCUGUCCGUGUCCCAUCUUGAUUAAGAUAUAAACCCUCACCAUGUUAUUUGCUUGCUUGUGUGUGUAUGUGUGUGCAAUCCAAAAACCGUCAUGAGCUCAUUACUCUUUUGAUUUGAUUCAAAACAACUUGUUAAAUUCUGGAAACGACAAUGAUUUAUUUUGCACAGAGGAGCCAUUGCCAAAACUUAACGACUGUGAUCGCGGUUAGUGAUUUCAACAUAUUCAAUUUAAAAUUUAUUAAUAUUGCAAUUGCACAAUGCCAAGUACACAAGCAUCUGCAAGCACAACAUCCCUUAAUUCGCUAAGCAUCAUAGAUGAUGGUCUGCUGUACGAUUGACCAUCUGACUCCAGACCUGUAGAAUUAGACGUCGCUGUCUAGUCUGUGUUGUUUCACCACUUUUCAUCUGUCUGAUUUCUUUUCAACACACCCUAUAGCAUACGGAGCUUUUUUGUAAAUAUUUUAUGAACACGGCUUUUAAAAGCGAAUCAUUAACAUUUCUAAUAUAUAUAUACACGAUUAGAGUAAAUAUGUAGAAUUUUAUGAGAUGUUUAAUGUAGAUUCUUUAUCUGGUUAUUGUAAUUAAUGUGAUAAUAAGAACGAUCUCUACUUGAUGAAGUUAUUUUAUGUUUUCUUGCCAUUUCUGCAGAGAUAUGAGUACUGAAAUGAGAUAAUAAUCUAACGCAAAGUAGAUAAGAUUAUGUAGUUUGUAUGUCAAAUUGUAAAUCAAAGUGCUAUGAAGCUCUUUUAAGAGAAAGAAGGUGGUGGAAUAUAAUAAAUUUUGCUAAAAACGGGCUGAGAUUGGGACACCCAGACAAGGCCUCAAAGCCUGCAGUCACGGGUGAGUCUCAAGCCCACUCAGGGCUCUUGCUUUUCAGAGGAUGGUUUGCCCUUGCGGGAAUGAAGCACGGGGCCUUGAACAGAGCUAACUAACAACAGCCAUAUUGACACUACAAAAGGCACAACAUGGAUGAAUUCUGAUUUUUCUUUUUCGAGGACACUUUAAAACAAGAACUUUGCUUGGACUUCAUGAAUCAAAAUCUACUAUUUGUGUGUUUUGAUAACUCCUGAACGCCAAACUCAUCUCCAUGGAAAGACAAAUGUUGAAUGACAAUUAACCCACCAGUGGACUCCAUCAUAAGGCACAAGAAGACAUAACUGCACCAUUCCUAGUUGUGUCCACAUCAGAUAUGGCUUUGAUACUUAUAACUGUGACGGUCUCUGGUAGGUGGAUGAUUUCACAUGUUGUCCAAAUGUAACAGUUCCAAAAUAUCUUUAAGGUUGUUUGUUGGGUUUUUAUUAUCUGUUGCUUUUUUCAGUUCGGUGAAAUUCAAUCUUUAAGCAAUAAUGACGGAAACUGGAACCUUUUUAAGAAAACAGAAGACGACUCCAUUUCUUUUCUCUCUCUCUAUCUAUCUUGAGCGUACUUGUUACUUCCCUCGUUCUCUCAAUGUUGUGAGUGCUCUUCAUGUUUUUGUAUGGUGGAAAGCGUUUCUGGUGCCAAUCUUGAGGACAUUAAGGCUUAAUUUGACAUUUUCCUCUGUAUGUUUUACACCGAUGGAAUCUGUUUGUCACAGGACAGUCAUGGAAACAUCCGUUGCCAGCAGUGACGAGACAGUGGAUGGCAUUUCCCAUUUCUUCCAUGUUGGUUCAGGGCUAAUCUGACUAUUCAAAUGAAUCACCCCCAUUCCCUUCCUACUCUAGUUUGCCUGCCUUGUGCCAAAAUAUACUCUCAUUAAAUGCCAAAUUUAUUAAUUUAUUUUCAAUAAUUGUCAAAAAGCACAAAAAAUGUCUCUCCCAUUAUGUUUAAAACUCAUGGAGCCUCAUGUGAAAAUGUGCAUGUGUGCGUGUAAACUGAAGAAAAAAAAAUUUGUAAAUUGUUGUGUCCAAUCCAAAUAGAUGUUUCUUAGGCAUGAACAAAGAUGAGAUUUCAGUAAUGCUUAAAAGGGACAUGGCCAGUAUUGCGUAAUAUAAAUAUUAACAGACAUUAUAUAUGUUAUUUGUUCUUUGUGUCAUUUCUGUGACUGAUCAAACAUUGAUCUAAGCUGACACAAAGGGAGAUGUAUUUUCAUAAUUUUGCGUCUUGGUUUUUCUGACUCGUUUGCUAUUUCUCUGUACAGUGUGUGUAUGAAUGCGUGAAACCGAAAUAAAGCCGGGAAAGAGAGAGAGAAAUAAAUCGAUUAGAUCUUC